GCCGAAGCCCGAUAACAAAUUGUAUUUCUUGAUCGUCUAGUAUCAAGUGUAGGUGGCUGCAACUUCUUCGUCAGUUGGACUUAUCGAAGGAGGGUCUUUUGCCGCCGCCGUUGUUCAAAAUGAAAACCUAAGUACGCUGUACAUAAUAUUGCGACCGCCGUUGACCACCCACGUUCGUCGAGAGGAAACGGAAUAAAGAUGGACGCUAUAAUUGCAGCCCCCUCCAGCGACCAGAAUGAAGGAGGGACGAGGACGACAAAGUCAGAUGAAUCCCGUAUGACAUCCGGAGCCGUGCUCGCGGACCAGGGGGGCGAUGAUGGAGGAACCAUUUCUCGGGAGGGGACAGUGGAACCAGAACCAGUAAAAGAGCAACAGCAAACGGCGUCCCUUACUACAGUUACUACAAUGACGUCGGGACCUUCCUCCUCCUCCUCCUCGUCUGUCACUUCAAAACCGGCCUCUCCAGAGGAGGACGUGGUGAUUCGCGACGGCUGGCAGGCCUUCUACGGCUCGGCGCCAAGCCCCGGCUGCUACAGCAAUGCGGGUGGUAAUGGGGACGACGAUGAGGACCAAUUUUGGAUGACUUUCUGCGCGCCGAAUGCAGACCAGACGCGGCUCCGGGUCACGAAUUUACUCGAAGGUGUAGACCACGACAUUACGACUCCCACCACCGCAGCGGAGAGCAGCGCGGACACAGGAAACAGGCAGAUGAACAACGUCCCUGUUUAUCGGGGUAAGAAAAACAAAUUCAUUCGCGACGCGCUGCCGCAGGCAGAUGGUACGAGCAGAAGUGGCUCAUCCGCCGGGACAAGCUACCAAUCUUUCCACGGCACAGCGAUUGCUGUGUCGAGUGGGACUCCUGGUGGUAAGCGUGAGAACAGCGCUAACUCAGGAGCCGACUGUUGCAGCAGUUCUUCCUCUGGACCGCAGUCACCAAGCAGUGGCGAGGAGACGUCGGAAAAUAAUCACAAGGCGGGACUGUAUGCACUGUAAAGGGAUCGCACUAGUAUAAAUCGCAUGACAAAUAAUUUCCUCAGGAUGAGAAAUGAAAUUUGUAUUGCGAAUUUGACUUGACAACAAAAAUUUGUAAUGCAUAGAUGCGAUUAGUACGAGUACGACUUCUACGAUACUUUUGCAAUGCAUAGACUCACGCCCGGAACAACUCCUUCUGCGACCACCACUUUUGGCACCAAAAUUCUCCACCUGGAUCCGAGUGAUUACAACUGCAACAACUCUCACACCCUGAGUACAACCGACUGCGGGCAGUCUCACUCAGUUAUCGACGACAUCGAUUGUGGAGAUAGCGUUUCCCGCAUCUGGGAGCGCGAGCGGGAGCAGAUGCAGGCCAAGAUUGAGGAGCUUUCCACGCAAUUGUCGACAGAAAGAGGAGAGUUAACCGGCGGGCAAGCGAUGCAAAAGAAGCUACUGAUGAUGAGAAACGUCGGAAAUGGUAUUAUGAUUUUGACAGCACUUUUUUUUGCCAUACAGGUUUUGCAUGACCCGGAAGAUCUGCCUUGCGGCCCUUCGCAUCACAAGUUUAUUUUUUGCCGCAAUAAAACGAAAAUGGAAAAAAUAAGUAAAAUAACACCAGACCCCUCGCAGCCCGCGGAAAACUCGAGCAGCAGUAACUCCGGCCGCCUGUCUAUUGAGAGGAAAAAUCCCCCCUCCCCAUAUUGAAAAGGUAUGUUUCCAAAAAUUUGUGUUUCGGGUUUGAGGUCACAAAUCACAUCUGUCUUGCAAGAAGACAAGGGCAGAAGUGUCCGCCAUAUUAUGGAAGCUGUUUGUCAUGCUGUUGGGCCUAAAGGGGAGCCGUUUGCCAUGCUGAACAACUCGGCCCAUACGCCCUACCUAGCCAGGGGAUCUGGCCGCCAUGCCUCUCUGCAAUACAAAGCUGAUCUGUGGCCACAAAUCAGCAUCACAAAUUUUUCGUUUUGAUCUGGGCAGGGGGGAUUUUUCAUUUUGAUACUGUCCUCCAGUGGUUCCGUGGUUGAUUUGCGCCGCGGGAGCGUCUGCGUCUCCUCUACCACGGGUUUACCGCAAAAUCUCUCUUCGCUUGGCCGCCCUAACAGCGUGAUUGACGGGAGCAGGUUUACUUCUACAACAGCAGGACCUGCUGGACCGGCUUCGUCUUCCACCCGGCUCAACGAGCUCCGACGGGGGUCGUUCUCGUUGGAAUCGAGACGCGUCUGCGUCUGCGUCUCCUCUACCACCGGUUUACCGCAAAAUCUCUCUUCGCUCCGGAACGAUAUGACUGACGGAAGCAUUAAAGGGUUUGCUUCUGCUAUGGCGGCGUCAGUAUUGAAAUCGUCAAAGUUGAAAUAGUUUGCGAUGCAUAAAAUGCAACUCACAAAGUGCCUGUCUUGCAGAGUAGGCAAGGGAGGCAGAUUGUAAGCCUGUUGAGGGGUAGAGAAGAGCUGCUAAAGUAGCAUGACAAAAGGCGUCUUCAAUACGAAAACAGCAUUACAAACUGGAUUCAGGCACCACCAAAAGUUGUCAUGCGCCACUUAGAAACUGGGCCCCAACUGGCAUCCAUUUUAUGCAUGACAAAUCAUUUCAACUUUGUCGAUUUCAAUCCUGACACUUCCAUAUCUGCUACAACAUCAGGACCUGCAUCGGCUUCGUCUUCCACCCGGCUGAACGAGCUCCGACGGGGGUCGUUCUCGUUGGAAUCGAGACGCGGGUCGAUUUCGCUAUGGCCUGCCCAAGCGUUACAAUCUCAAACGUUACAAUAGAGUCUGGAAUUUGUAUUGCAUGAAGAGCAUGACGAGGAACGCAGAGAGAAUUGAGCUUUUCGCAAUACAAAUUUCGCCGGAUUUUUUCAGGUGGGUUUCUUGGGACUCCGAAACUUGUCAUGCGCAAUCCUAUGGUAGUAGGCUAAAUCUUGCAGUUCUUGCAUCACAGCUUUCCAGAUUCUAUUGUAACAGUUGAGAUUGUAACGUCUGAGCGGGUCAUAUUCGCACGACAACAAACAGUCGCUGGAGGCUUUGCGAGCGCUCGGGAUCCGAAGCGCGACAGCGAAGACGGUCGCAGGAAUGGGUUGUAACAACGCGGGAAAUAAUGAAACAAAUCUUCCGCAACAUCCAAGAAACAACAACCCGAACUUAGCAAAGCUCAUGGGCAGCAGGACUCUCGGGGAAAAUAAAUCAUCCAGUGCGACGAGUUGCGGUGCGGAAAGUACAGCUGACGGCGCGGGCACUGAUACUUCUACUGCAAAGAGCAACGCGAGGCUUGUAGAUUCCGCGGGAGCUGCUGUUGCUCCCGCCCCAGUCAACCUUUCCGCAUUGCGCAGGAAGCAAAACAAACCACCAGUGUUGGGAGGCGCGAGCGGAGCUGCUGUUUCCACUAGUUGUACGACGGCCGCACCUACUUUCACAGGCCCGGGUACUCCUCCGGACGACCGAAGCCUAGGCCCAUCUACCGGUGAACAAAAUCAAAAACUCCUACAAACCAGCGCGUCGAGUGCGAGUCUGCUUGGCGGGUCUGCGUCCUUCAAACCGCGCACGCGGGCUGGCGCAGGAUAUCGAGGAAAAAAACCUUGUUAGUGUAAAUUUGUGAUGCGCAACAUGCAAGAUGAUUGCGUCUGUCAUGCUUUUUAUGCAUCGUAUGGUCCAUUAAAGGGCGUUUUCACGUACUAUCUGCGCAUGACAGGGUUUUGCUGUCAUGCCAGACAGAUUUGUAAUGCUGUCCCUCCAAAAAAGUUACACCUACAAUGUUUUUUUCUUGGAUACAGGAGGGGCAAGUAGUAGUAUGGGUGUAGGAGCGCGGAAACAACAGAACCAGGAUAACUGUGCAACAUCACCGUCUAGUGGUAACAACUGUCUGACCCCGCGCUCGCAGGCGAAAUUUCUCGAGGCCCGGCGGCCUUCCAUUUCUCUGGCCGACAUCCGGCGCCCGAGCAUCUCCAUUAUCGACGCCCGGCGUCCGAGUGUGUGCGCAAGGUUGGCGACGCAACUGCAGAUCAGCACGCAGGGACGGGACUUUUUGCAACAGAGGGGGAUUGAUGUUUUCGGGAGCGCCGGGGGAGCGGCAAGUUCUUGUGGGCAGAGCGGUAGUAGUUCCACAACAGCCACGACUUCGAGUCAUACUGAUCAGGACGGGGCACCUUCGACGGGUUCCUCCAGUAAGAACAUUCGCGGGCGGGUGUUGGUUUUAGGCACCAGCGAUCCGGAGCAUGUGGUUGAGAAAUUGUUGAAAGCGGGAAAUAAUAAAUCCUCUACCUCUCCGGGGAUUGGUACUACUACUGCAUCCGACAAGAAAAAGGUGGAAAGUAGUUGCGUGAUCGAAGUGAAAUGCGGCACGACAGCGGUGGAUCUGGAAAUUUUGGCCACGCCAAAGACCAUGUUAGGAGGCAGUGGCGGGAGUACAUCGACGACUUCUAGCAGCAGUAGUAACACAAACACAUCAGGAACACCAGCACCACCAGAGACAACUGCAGAUUCGCCUUUAACAACCGCUCCCCCAAGCUGCACCAACCCGCUGCCCCGGUCUUUUUUCCAAGCGUUUUCCCUCGUUCUCCUGAUUCCCGUCGACUUGUCGGAUGCGAAAACGGAGGAGAACGAGUUUCUAGCCCAAAAAGAGCUGAUCGCCGUUGCGAGGGAUAACGCGCCGCGGUUGGGGGACAACACGCCCGGGUUUGUCAUCGGGUUUGUACCCGACGGAGAGGAAUGCAGGGACAACGCGCUGGAGAAUGCGGCGCUGUUUGCGAGCGAACAGAACUGUGCAUUUCUCCCCUCGUUGGAAAAAGACGGGAAGAGAUUACUGCAGCACGUACUUUUUUUGUUGCUUCUGAUGCUGAGGUUUGCUACUUUUAUUCUGUCAUGCGGGACGAGAUGCUUGGCUAUGCGAAUGCGUUUUGUAGUUGUAAAAUACGAAUUUCACUUCCAAGUGCAUGGAGCGGUCGAAUAAACUCUAUCUCGAACUGAACAUCAGAUGGGCGAGCAAGUUUUCCUGCAACACGCACUAUCUUCUUCCUGCACCGCCGGCUAUUCCGGGGGUAAGCGCUUGAACGGGAUAUCAACUGUAAAAAUGUCUGGGUCUGGAAGAAUUCAUGUUUGUCAUGCUUGUCUGGCAUGACUCUUAAAUCUGGUAUGCACGUUACCCAAGAGCUCCGUUUUUCUGUGAUGCAGAGCCGCAGUUUGUCAUGCUGAAUAGGCAACGCCUAGGAGCUGAGAAACUUGUCAUGCUGAGCCAGUAUUCGUAGCCUCAUCAUGAGACGCAACCCAGCAUCACAAGUUUCCAGACCCAGACAUUUUUACACUUGAUACGGGAAGAACGAAAACCAAACCGGCGGGCUGGGGUCGAGUUGCGGAAUGCAGUGAAGUUCUUCUAGCAGAGGGCGAAAACUCAUACUUGGAACUGCAGCGUUAUUUCCACACGGCGAAGGAUGUACUUACAACUGUCUGGACGUUAGUUACCACACCGCAGAACCCUCAGACGACUACGAUCAAUUUAGAAACGCAGAGGAAGCUGCCCGCUGUUGAGCAGCUGCAAACUGGAGCUGUAUAAGACAUCGAAGAUUUUGCUGGAGCGAAGCACAGGGAAGUAGUUCCUGCUUCUGAAUUCCCUUUAGUAUGUACCCAUAAACCCAAUCUUUGCUCCUGUAAGGAAAAAAUUAGCUCGUAGCUACUCGUGUCAUUCUUCACAUGACUGGGAAAAAAAAAAUUAGGACAGUACAGCAGUAGGCAUUGGAAUCUUUAAGAAAUCAGAGAAGCUUGUUUUCUAUGUUGCCGGCCCGGCUCGGGAUCGCGGGGACAUUUGACAGUGACCGUAAAUCGUUUUUAUAGCAAGAACCGUCCUCGAUGACUAAGGAUGGAAGCGAACAUGAAACUCAGACCCUGUAAUAUAGAGCAAUGUGCAAUUGGUAGGACGAUUGAGUGGUCGUGGGAAAUUUUUUGAUUUAGACGGUAUUUCCAGCCACUGUUUCACCCACCAAAGUGCCAUUGUUUGGACAAUCGAAUUGAUGUCAACGAAUCUUUUACUGCUACUUGAGCAUAAAU
Messenger RNA from Amoebophrya sp. A120, 5996 nucleotides. Lineage: Eukaryota; Dinophyceae; Syndiniales; Amoebophryaceae. The record is from the annotation of a GenBank genome assembly.